This is a messenger RNA of Rubroshorea leprosula, 677 nucleotides long. NCBI's taxonomy places the organism in Eukaryota, Viridiplantae, Streptophyta, Magnoliopsida, Malvales, Dipterocarpaceae. The record is from the annotation of a GenBank genome assembly.
GUCUGAGUCUUCCGUUUACUCGCACUUGGCAGAGUCGCAUUCUAUUUUCGUUAUUCUUUGUUUGUUGAUCCAUCGGCGCAUCGACGGCGCAACAGAGAGGGAUCGGAGUUUCUAGGGUUUUUCAGAGACCAUGGCAGUACCAGGGAGUUCGAUGCUAUAUUCGUUUCUUCUGUUUACUGUUAUUCUCUCACUCCAAGAGAUGUAUCGAGGGAAGCUAGCUUCCUCGGAGUUGUUCACCAUACUUGGAGGGUUCAUUAGCUCUCUAUUGUUUCUGGUUUUGCUGACAUUCAUUGGGAAUUUUCAGGAAACAUGUGGCAUGAGAACUGGUUGGGGUGCUGUUAUAUUAGCUGAAGCUGUUGCUCUGGUUGCUGCUAGCACCGUCCAUCGAGUUUGUAUCACCACAUGUUUCUUGUUCUCAGCUGCUCUCCUUUAUGAGGUUAACAAGAUCUCUGGAAUGGUGCUUCCAAAAAGUGAGUCCAAAACCAAGAGGCUCUAAGUGAGAAUACAAUAGUCCAUCAAAAUAAUAUUUUUCUAUGUAAGAACUGCGAGAUGUGUUAGAUGUUAAUUAGUUAUGAGGACUUAGAGAUUACCAUACCAGUCUUAUUUACUAUUUUGUUUGUACACAACUGCAAUGCACGGCUUUAUCUUGGAAGCAUAUGGCAAAAUUUUACAUGGUU